Molecule: messenger RNA, 1518 nt
Organism: Suillus discolor
Lineage: Eukaryota; Fungi; Basidiomycota; Agaricomycetes; Boletales; Suillaceae
Exons: 3
Coding region: 75-1379 (434 amino acids)
Source: RefSeq, a predicted model, not a curated record
AAGAUAACAUCAACCGCUACAUCAACAAUCUCUCAUUUUCAACGUCAAGAUUUUUUUUCCAGUUCGCAACAGACAUGAGCGCCCGCCAGUCUUUUGUUCCUCGUUCAGCAUCUCGUGCUUCUAACCAUGCGGCAGACACUGAACAUCCGUUUGAUAUGUCGCUCCGUGACCAGAAUUCCCUAGGCCAGCCCCAACGUACUGGCGGUAACCAGAAUGAACUUGACUCAAUGCAGCCAAAAACAGACUCAGAAAAAAAGGCUCGCUUUUCCGGGCUUAUCGGGAAGAAACUCGCUGGAAAACUCGGCUCCGGAGAUCAUCCAGCGGUCGUAGACGCGUCGUUCUCUAGCGCGUCUGGGCGUUUCACCGGAAUCUAUCGCCCCGAUAUGCAAUCUUUAGCCAUUCCACGCAGCUCUAGCUCUCCAUUCCACGGAAAAGGCUCGCCUUUUGUUCCAUCCUCCAAUCCUGGUAUAUCUUUUGCUCGACCCACGUCGCCUGUGGCAAAAUCUGCAUCACACAGAGGAGAUUUGACCAUUUCAGGUUUCAAAGACGCGCAUAUAUCCACACCAGGUGUCUCAGGGCUCAUUUCUACUUCUCGUGUCAUUGCAGCGCCUGUCCCUGGCUAUGGGUCGUUUCACGAUGGCAGGCACGAUGACGAACACACAUUCAGCUCCAACAAAUCUUCCCUAGCCAAGUCACAGCCUGCGCAACUCCUUGAGAGAAUCCAUGAAGACGUCGAGCCAGAGACAGCAAACGAAGAGGAAGACGAAGCGCUGCUUGACGCUCGCAGGACAAACGUUGUUGCGCAUCCCGUGUUGCGCAGGGUGAAGCGCACCAUACAAGGCACUCAGGAGGACGAGGCUGGUUUCUCACCCCCCGACGAGAUUGGAUACAUGCGUAGAGUCAAACGGGUCAAGAUCGACGAGUUUCCCUGCGAAUUGGAAGAUAGCCGUCCUGACGACACUAGCCACUCCGGCAUCGACCAUACUCAACUACAGCCUGAUAUUGAUGACAAUACGGCUCGUCAAUCUUCACCACCCACGGGCCAAACUGGCGCGGGUUCCGCGGAGGAACACUCUCUCGAUGGCAUGUUUGCGAACAUGGAUUCGUUCCUGGACGUGGAUACUUACCUGGGCCUCCUUCACAAGUGGUCUACCUGCUCAAGGGAAGAGUGGCUUCAAGGCGCUGAAGAAAUUGUCGACCAGUUUAAAGAUAUCAUUGACUCCGUGAAGGAGAACCUCACAGCCAACGUCACUCUUUACUCACACCUGGACGACCAAGUGCGCGAUCGCCGUGAGGAACAGGCUCAGCUCACCGAACAUUUGAGGCGAGGACUGGGAUCGGCCAGGACGGAUCUGAUCGCUAUUUGCCGGGGAAAGUAAAUUGAGGCUGUGUGGUUAAUGCUGCGGUGAGAUGCUUAUACGACGUGCCUUUUCACCUCCUAUACCGAAGACAACUUGGACUUCAUAUGAGAUUAUGCAUGUGCUUCGUAGAACUCAGCGAUUCUAGUUUUCAAAUGUC